GCUUAUUUCCCGCUGUCAGGAUGAGGAGGCGGAGGUCGGCGGUCGGGUCCGUCUCUGCCGGCGGCUGUGGCGGCGCCGGCGGCUCCAGCCUUAGCGGUUCCUCCCUGGGCGGCGGCGGCGGCGGCUCGGUCGACGCCUCCUCCGCCAGCUGAGCCCGCGGGAGCCCGGGACGCCGCUUCCCCGCCCAUCCCCGCUCCCCGAGGCCGGCCGCCUGGUCAUGGCGCAGCCGGGCCCGGCUUCCCAGCCUGACGACGACACUGUGGCAAGCAUCCUGAUACUUUCUCUUCAGCAACGGGUAGCAGAAUUGGAAAAAAUUAAUGCAGAAUUUUUACGUGCACAACAGCAGCUUGAACAAGAAUUUAAUCAAAAGAGAGCAAAAUUUAAGGAGUUGUAUUUGGCUAAAGAGGAGGAUCUGAAGAGGCAAAAUGCAGUAUUACAAGCUGCACAAGAUGAUUUGGGACACCUUCGAACCCAGCUGUGGGAAGCUCAAGCAGAGAUGGAGAAUAUUAAGGCGAUUGCCACAGUCUCUGAGAACACCAAGCAAGAAGCUAUAGAUGAAGUGAAAAGGCAGUGGAGAGAAGAAGUUGCUUCACUUCAGGCUGUUAUGAAAGAAACAGUUCGUGACUAUGAGCACCAGUUCCACCUUAGGCUGGAGCAGGAGCGAGCACAGUGGGCACAGUAUAGAGAAUCCGCAGAGAGGGAAAUAGCUGACUUAAGAAGAAGGCUGUCUGAAGGUCAAGAGGAGGAAAAUUUAGAAAAUGAAAUGAAAAAGGCCCAAGAAGAUGCUGAGAAACUUCGGUCUGUUGUGAUGCCAAUGGAAAAGGAAAUUGCAGCUUUGAAGGAUAAACUGACAGAGGCUGAAGACAAAAUUAAAGAGCUGGAGGCCUCAAAGGUUAAAGAACUGAAUCAUUAUCUGGAAGCUGAGAAAUCUUGUAGGACUGAUCUAGAGAUGUAUGUAGCUGUUUUGAAUACUCAGAAAUCUGUUCUACAGGAAGAUGCUGAGAAACUGCGGAAAGAAUUGCAUGAAGUUUGCCAUCUCUUGGAGCAAGAGCGACAACAACACAACCAGUUAAAGCAUACGUGGCAGAAGGCCAAUGACCAGUUUCUGGAAUCUCAGCGUUUACUGAUGAGAGACAUGCAGCGAAUGGAGAUUGUGCUAACUUCAGAACAGCUCCGACAAGUUGAAGAACUGAAGAAGAAAGAUCAGGAGGAUGAUGAACAACAGAGACUCAAUAAGAGAAAGGAUCACAAAAAAACAGAUGUUGAGGAAGAAAUAAAAAUACCGGUAGUGUGUGCUUUAACUCAAGAAGAAUCUUCAGCCCAGUUAUCAAAUGAAGAGGAGCAUUUAGAUAGCACCCAUGGUUCCGUCCAUUCCUUAGAUGCAGACUUAUUGUUGCCAGCUGGAGAUCCUUUCAGUAAAUCGGACAAUGACAUGUUUAAAGAUGGACUCAGGAGAGCACAGUCUACAGACAGCUUGGGAACUUCAGGCUCAUUGCAAUCCAAAGCUUUAGGCUAUAACUACAAAGCAAAAUCUGCUGGAAACCUGGACGAGUCAGAUUUUGGACCACUGGUAGGGGCAGAUUCAGUGUCUGAGAACUUUGAUACUGUAUCCCUUGGGUCGCUCCAGAUGCCAAGUGGGUUUAUGUUAACCAAAGAUCAGGAGAGAGCAAUCAAGGCGAUGACACCAGAACAAGAAGAGACGGCGUCCCUCCUCUCCAGCGUUACCCAGGGCAUGGAGAGUGCGUACGUGUCCCCGAGUGGUUAUCGUUUAGUUAGUGAGACAGAAUGGAAUCUCUUGCAGAAAGAGGUGCAUAAUGCUGGAAAUAAACUUGGUAGACGUUGUGAUAUGUGUUCCAAUUACGAAAAACAGUUACAAGGAAUUCAGAUUCAGGAGGCUGAAACAAGAGACCAGGUGAAAAAACUACAGCAGAUGCUAAGGCAAGCUAAUGACCAGUUAGAGAAGACAAUGAAAGAUAAGCAGGAACUGGAAGACUUCAUAAAGCAAAGUAGCGAAGAUUCGAGUCACCAGAUCUCUGCACUUGUUCUAAGAGCCCAAGCAUCCGAGAUCUUACUUGAAGAGUUACAACAGGGAUUUUCCCAGGCAAAGAGGGAUGUUCAGGAACAGAUGGCAGUGCUGAUGCAGUCACGGGAACAGGUUUCAGAAGAGCUGGUGAGGUUACAGAAAGACAAUGACAGUCUCCAGGGAAAGCACAGCUUGCAUGUGUCACUACAGCAAGCCGAAGACUUCAUCCUCCCAGACACUACAGAGGCGCUGCGGGAGUUGGUAUUAAAGUACCGCGAGGACAUCAUUAACGUGCGGACAGCAGCAGACCACGUAGAAGAAAAGCUGAAGGCCGAGAUACUUUUCCUAAAGGAGCAGAUCCAAGCAGAACAGUGUUUGAAAGAAAAUCUUGAAGAAACUCUGCAGCUAGAAAUAGAAAACUGCAAGGAGGAAAUAGCUUCCAUUUCUAGCCUAAAAGCUGAAUUAGAAAGAAUAAAAGUAGAAAAAGGACAGUUGGAGUCCACAUUAAGAGAGAAGUCUCAACAGCUUGAGAGUCUUCAGGAAAUGAAGAUCAGUUUGGAAGAGCAGUUAAAAAAAGAGACUGCUGCUAAGGCUACCGUUGAACAACUAAUGUUUGAAGAGAAGAACAAAGCUCAGAGAUUACAGACAGAAUUGGAUGUCAGUGAGCAAGUCCAGAGAGAUUUUGUGAAGCUUUCACAGACCCUUCAGGUGCAGUUAGAGCGGAUCCGGCAAGCAGACUCCUUGGAGAGAAUCCGGGCAAUUCUGAAUGAUACUAAACUGACAGACAUUAACCAGCUUCCUGAGACAUGACACCCUGAUGGCAGGAUUCUAGCCUGCACUUUGGGUUUUUAACUCAUCUUUAGAGCAACAUUAAUUAUUAUUUAACUCUUAACUGAAGAAAGAGAAGUCACAACAAAAGGAAGACUGGAGAAAUGCUUACUUCUAGAGGGAGAAGACUGUGCGGCACAGGAAACAGCAAACAGGGUGAUCUGCAGCCCAGAGACCUUCAAAUGUGAACACUGAUAAUGCCAGGCUUGAUUACAACAGGCGUGGGAUCAGAUUCAGUGAUGGAAAAAGUGCUGUUUCCUUGCCUGCUUUCUCCAACAUAGAUUUUUGGAACACAUUUCCCUACCCUAAAGCGACAUCCCAGUAGUGUUUGGAAUUUUCUGUUCAUAGAUAUUGGAAGAGAGAAUUUGCUUUAUCUGUUGUCUAGAGCUCAUCAGUAACAGUAUUCAGUUAGCAGACAGACGUGUAGUAUGCUGUAUGAAUAUUUUAUAUUAAAAUAUGAAGGUUUGGAGCAGGCCAUUGGCUACUGACUGUAUUUCCCUCACUCAGUACAUUUUUGUUUCCCUUUUACCAUUUUAUCUUGCUUUGGAGGACCUUAAAUGCUACUGAAACUUAACCUGAGAACCAUAGGACUGUGGCAAACAAAACCAAUUCAGGAAGUGAAUUAAUGAUGAGGAUCUGAACACUUGGCUAGCGCUAUAUAUACUGGAAGCUGAAGGUUAAAGGAAAAGCACAAGAAACUUGGGAAGCACUUUUUCUGCAUACUUAGAUGAUCUUCAUGGGCCCACAGGUACCAGCAUAAAGCCGAACUGGUACCAUCUACUCUUUUGAAGUGUUUUAGUCUAGUUAUUGGAUCAGUGAAAAACAUUAAUAAAACAAGCUUUGUCUGAGAACCUCUAGUAUACAUUUAUAAAUCUGCUUAUUUUUCAACUUGGAUCAUUAGGCUUACGUACUACUUGUUUCAAAUGUGUCAAAUACAAAAAUGGUAACUAGGUUGACAGAUACUUUGUAUUUUUCUUUUAAGUCCAGACCUGGAAUGUAAGGGACAAUGCUUAUGGAAAGCCAGUUAGAAUACUCAUCAGUCUGGAAAUCUGCUUUGCCAUUUUACAAGCAUUAGAUUCCUUUCCUGUGUGAAGAAAGCCUCCGUGAAACAGGUCUUUGCCAUAACUUUAUGAAGUGCUACAGAAAGCACAAAGGAUUGAUUCAUGUUCACCAAUACCUGCUGAGAGUACUGUCCCAGGAAGAUCCACUGGAUGGAUCAUCAUCCAGGAGGUUCAAAAGUAAAAUGGUUUUCAAAUCAUUUUUGAGAUUGGUUGCAUAACAGUAAGGUACCUGAAAGAGCCUUCUGGGAGUUAGUGAACUAGGUAGAUUGUUUUGUUCACAUAAAGCCACCAUCAACUUAAAGUGAAUUGUCUGUUAUAAAUGAGGUCACUAUGGACUUGCCCUAAAGAUCUUUACUCCUGUACGUCUGUCUUCCAUAGGACAAAUGAUAAGUACUACAUACCUCAUCUCCUGGGUUAUUAUUGUAGUCUUGCAUUCAUGAUUAUGAAUUUAAAAAUAAAUAUUAAUUAUGGAAAUAGUACUAAAGGCUUGCCGUGCAUGAAACAUUAUUUAAAUUGGUUUGAAGUCCCUUUAUAAAGAGUGCUAUAUGGUUUAGAUAAAGGAAACAUAUAACUAUUGAGUUACAGGGGAUUUUAUUAAUUAUAAAAUGCAAUCAAUUUAAAUUACGUAGGUUUAAGACUAGUCCCUUGGAUAAGCCCCAAGCGAAUUUGUCUUCAGAUUAUUAAAAUUAGUGCUGCAAAUCAGGGUGGGCAGUUCACAGCCUUUCUGAACUGACUGAACUAGAGCUUGCAGUGAAGUGUUCUGCUGAGACUGAGCACCUUACAGAUAUUUUUCUCCAGAAGACAGUACUGGGUAAUAAAAUCAUCACAAUUAGGGAAUGGUUAGUGGUCUCUACUGUGACAAAUGCAAACUGCUGGAAUUCACUUUAUUGAGAAAAAUACUGUAGAAAAACCCAAACCGAGACUCUAAGUUUUGUUUAACAAUGUGCUUCUGGUAUGCAACAAACUACUGUGUCACUGUCCCAGGUAGGAAACAAUUCUUUCCACUGGGUUUUCAGCAUAAAUGGGAACUGAUUUAGAAGGCGAAAGAAAAGAUCAGUUGGGUUGAGUGUUCCUGUGCUUAUAUUCAGUCUGUGCAUACAUGUUCUCAUGCAUGUCUAACCUGAUUUACCUCCUACCUGUAACCUACCUUAUCAUGUGGCUUUUAAUUGGCAGUCACUCAGCCAUUUCUAAGCAGGUAUAGUACUACCUUUCAGAACUCACAUUGGCAAGUAUAAAAAGAUGAGUUAAGGCGAAGUGAGGACAAAAUCACAUUCUGCAUACUAACCUAUUUCUUUUUUUCUCCCUUUAAGGUGCUAAACCUGCACCUCAUGUCCACUCAGUAACAAGUGUUGGGACGUAGAGCACAGCCUCACUCAGCUCUGAAAGGUAACACAGCCUGUGAGGAAGUGAGCCAGCAGUGGCCUUUGCAAUUGUGGAUCUUGAGCUCUGCUCUCAGCAGAUUUCAGGUGUAACCAUUUGUUAACUGUACUGAAAGUGUGUCCUUAAGAAGAAAGUGUUCACAUUAAAAAAGCUACUGCCGAGUA
Messenger RNA from Chlorocebus sabaeus (green monkey), 5456 nucleotides. The record is from RefSeq and is a predicted model, not a curated record. NCBI's taxonomy places the organism in Eukaryota, Metazoa, Chordata, Mammalia, Primates, Cercopithecidae.